CUUAAACAGUAUCGUGUUUCGUAUGUGCGUCAUUAUUGCUUUCUUGUUUUCUUUUGUAGCCAGAUAAACAUUGUUUCUCGUAUGAUCUCCAUUAUUUUUUCAUCAGUCAAAUAAUGGUAGUGAAGUCGGUAUCUUUGAUCGAGUUAAAAAAACAACAAUGGGCAAAAGAGAAAGAAGAGAUUGUAAAAUUAAAUAGUUAUUGGAAAAAUCAAAACACACCAGUUGUUUUCAAUGAUCAAAGGGAUCAUGUUAUUUAUCCAGGACUACGUUCAAAUGAUAUUGAUCGUCUAGCCAUGUACAAAGAUUUACAAACACAAAAAAAUUUAAGUUUUCCACCAAUUUCUCACGAUAAUCAAAAACAAAACGUACACAGCAAUACCUAUACUAAUAAAAUUGAAAAAGAACUAAGUACUGAUACUGGAGUAAUGGAUGAUUUUAAACCAAAAAGCACUCAUACUAUAUUAAAUCGGACUUAUACAAUAUCAAAAGAAAACAAUACUAAUGAAGGAGUAGGGACACUAGAAAGACAAAAGUGGGAUAAGCAAAAUAAUGCUAGUGGGUUAAAUCCACCAAUCUUUAAUUCAAAUGAGAGAAAAUAUUUAAACAAUGAAAGAAAUGAGACACCGACAUGGGUAGAAUAUCCGCCAGAAAAACCUUUUAUAACUAGCGAAAUUGGAAAAACACAAUUCCAAGAUAUUCAUAAAACUUCAGAUUUUGGAGGUAGCUGUGACACUUUAAAUUCGUUAGAUUCGAACAACGUUUAUAACAGGACUUACUUACUAGGACAAAAUAUUCCGUUGACUGCUGAAGAAUUAGCUGCUAGAGAAGUAAAAAGGCAAAAAGCAAUGGAACUUCAAGAAGCUAUAAAACAACAGUUAAAAGAAAGGCAAUUAAAGAAAAAAGAAGAACUCGAAAAGAAAAAACAGGACGAUUUAGUAGAAGAACGACGUAUACAAAGACAACAAGAAAUUGAAAGAAAACGACUAGAAGAUGAAAUGAAACGACAACGGGAAAAAGAAUUGUGUGAAGAACGAAAAGCAAAAGCAAUGCAAGAAGUUUUAGAAAAUGCUCAAAAACAAGCAAAAGAAGACAAAUCCAAACACAUGCAAAAAAAACGACAUAAUCAGGAUGAAAUCAAAGAACAAAUUUCCACAGAACCUGCAAUAGUAGUUAGUAACUGCAGUGAACCUAAGUCAGAACCAAAAGUUUGCCAAGAACCCAAAACAAAACCAAACCCACCAAAUCCAGUAGAGGUAAAAGAGAUCCCUAAAUUGCCGGACGUCGAUGUGAUACUUCAAACAUCACCAUCUCCAUUAAACCGCCAAAAAUUAUUAACUCCGAGCAAAUUUCGGAGCCAGACUACUAGUGUCGCAAUACAAACGGAAAUUUUAAAGAAACCCGCAAAAUCUUCAGUUAGAAAUGUAGACCAAAAAUCUAUAGAUUUAGGCCAAAGGCCUAAGUGGGGUGUGAAUAGACCAGAAGUACAGUAUAUCAAACAAAGUGCCAAAGAUCCGAAUUACCAGUUGAAAUUAAAACAGAAAUCCCCGUGGACCAAACGAAUAAAUAAUACAAAUUCAACGAAAACCCAAUCAUCAAAUGUAAACGGUCAAACUGGCUUUACGUUUCCGGAUAAUUAUUCAAAAAAGACGUUUUCAUACGGCCGGCCAAAUUUUGCAGAAAUGAAAAACAGCAACAGUGUUUCAGAUAAAACUCCUUCGUUGUCAGAAAGCAUAUCAGUUAGUGAUGUGUUAUACCAAUUAUCGUCGUUACGAAAAGUAUUGGAAACCAAACGAAAACAUUGGAAAAGUGUUAUUGCUGACGAAUCACCGUCAUCAGAUUCUUCAUAGUUAUUAAAUAUUAAAUUUAUGAAUUGUUUAUGUUACCUUUUUGAAGCAACAGAUAACAGUAGAAAGUAUAUAACUGAUUAACCGGAUAAUAUUUAAAUAUUAAAGAAUAUUAAUAAUACUAUUUUUCAUAAAAUGACAGUUAUAAUAUUACGCACUAAAUGACAGUAGCCAUACAUAACUUUUAUAGUCACAUUAAUAAAUUUUAAACAUACCAAACUAGAAAACUUAUUA
This is a messenger RNA of Melanaphis sacchari, 2078 nucleotides long. Its product is annotated as histone-lysine N-methyltransferase, H3 lysine-79 specific. Bases 114 to 1847 code for a protein of 577 amino acids. Gene Ontology annotation, molecular function: microtubule binding. NCBI's taxonomy places the organism in Eukaryota, Metazoa, Arthropoda, Insecta, Hemiptera, Aphididae. Gene Ontology annotation, cellular component: microtubule; cilium. The transcript has 13 exons. Gene Ontology annotation, biological process: cilium assembly. The record is from RefSeq and is a predicted model, not a curated record.